AUGAGCAGUGAGCGUAGCGACGCCGAAGCUCUACUACCGCCGCAUAUGAGUACAGAAGAGUACGCUGCCUAUACUCACUUCUCCUCCCCAAAGAUGACGACAAUGAGUACUACCAUCAGUACCAACAUAGCUACUACAGCUCCCACAACGAACUACUUUUCACCACUGAAACGGAAGCGCGACAGAUCACCCCUUGGGGUUCCUGAGACUCCAUGGCGACUUCAGCCAGCGCUCACGGAUGAGGACGAUGAGGCUACCGAUGUGGAGACUGCGGACGAUCUGGAGGUUAUUACCCCGAGUAGUGGUCAGGCAUCGCCAAGGUCGAGGAGGCUUGCAAGUCAGUUGGAGGAUUUGAAUCUAUCAGUAGCUAGACCAAUAUUUACGAGCGGAGACUUGGGGAUUGCUACAGCCGCUACCACAAUGACGACGGGGCAGCCGGCGGCCAAGAAACCAAAAAACAAGACGAGAUUAAUAGCUACCACGAUGACAAAAGCAGGGAAUAGAAGUGUCGGGGUAUUAACAAAGAAUAACGAUGGUGAUUCAUCGAUGGAUGGGAGCGAGAAUGGACAUAUCCAGUCGGCAGAGGUUACCGCUAAAGAAAAAGGUGGGGUAGAAUGGGUGGAUGAGCCACCUUUAGCAACCAGGAGUGUUUCAAAUGGAGGUGAUGAAAUGGAGGAAGAUCGUAAUAAUAAUAAUCACACAAAGCGGGCGCGCCUGCGCUCACCCCCAUUAUCGAGAAUGGAUACGGGAGAGGGCGAUGAAGCUGUGGUCAUGGACGAGAACGAGGAUGUAGAUUCUAAUGAUACGGAGCAGCUUGGGAUUGGAUAUCGCCCAACACCUACUCAACGUUAUGUCAGGUCUCAGAAGCGGAUGCAGCAGAUCAAGGAAUACAAGGCUAGAAUAUCGAAAGAGGCCCGUGAGAAGAGGAGCGAGUCGAGACGGAGAAGAAGAAGCUUCCCGGAACGACAGCAGGUGGCGGCGGGUGAAAGCGCACAAAAUGAAGGUUCAGAUGAAGGCGGCAGGAAGAAGACUGUCCAGUUCAAAAUCGACCCUGUAGUAUAG
Morchella importuna is the source of this 1062-nucleotide messenger RNA. RefSeq lists its product as uncharacterized. Lineage: Eukaryota; Fungi; Ascomycota; Pezizomycetes; Pezizales; Morchellaceae. The transcript is spliced from 2 exons. The record is from RefSeq and is a predicted model, not a curated record. Bases 1 to 1062 code for a protein of 353 amino acids.